Acipenser ruthenus (sterlet) is the source of this 2398-nucleotide messenger RNA. RefSeq names its product store-operated calcium entry regulator STIMATE-like. Gene Ontology annotation, cellular component: membrane. The record is from RefSeq and is a predicted model, not a curated record. The transcript has 8 exons. NCBI's taxonomy places the organism in Eukaryota, Metazoa, Chordata, Actinopteri, Acipenseriformes, Acipenseridae. Bases 323 to 1216 code for a protein of 297 amino acids.
GCUGAGCAUUUCACAUCUGUUCUGUGUGAUUUUUGGUAACAGGAGAUGACGUCAGAAAUUCAGCGUGUUGCUAAUUAAAACAAAGACAGUGGAUGCCACCCAGCCUGCUUUUAUCAGUGUUUUAGGAAAUUGUUAGUCGGAUUUGUUGAGGUAAUCUGAAUUCCUAAUGUAAUGUGACCACUGCAAGACAGGAAAUAAAUAGUUUGUUCUGUCUUUUCACGGGGGCUCUGCAGCUUGCAACUUUCUUCUGACGCUACGCAACUGUAGCGGUGCUUCCUUUGUUACUUGCAUAGGUCUGUGAGAUUAGAUAGCUUCAUGUACGAUGGCUGUUUAUAAUUUUAAAGAUCUGUUUCUAGUCAGAAGAAUGUUUGAUAGCAGCUUGCUUGUCGUUUCCACAAACAAUGCGACCAACGCCAAGCCUCAUGGAUGCAAUAACGGGGCCCUCAUGGACAGAUUCGGGGUUCUUAUCCAGGGUCUACUAGCAAUUGUUGCCUUCAGCACUUUGAUGUUAAAAAGGUUCAGAGAACCCAAAGGGGAGAGACGGCCAUGGAGAAUUUGGUUUUACGACACUUCUAAGCAGGCUAUUGGUGCCCUUUUUAUCCACUUUGCAAACGUGUUCCUGUCAAACCUCACUGAGGAGGAUCCGUGUUCACUAUACUUGAUGAACUUCCUGCUGGAUGCUACUCUGGGGAUGCUGCUGAUCUGGGCUGGAGUGAAAGCUAUCUCCUGUGUCGUGGAGUAUAAGCAGUUCACACUGCUAACCUUCGGAGAAUAUGGUGACCCUCCCCAGGCAGCCGCAUGGAUUGGACAGUGUGCUCUGUACAUGCUUAUCAUGGUCUUUGAGAAAACUGUGAUAAGUCUUGUUCUUCUUAUUCCUGGUUGGACCAAGCUUCAAGACGUUUUGUUGGAUUCUAUCCCAAAUCCACAGCUGGAGUUGGUGCUGGUGAUGCUGAUUGUGCCUUUCAUAGUCAACGCAAUUAUGUUUUGGGUUGUGGACAGCUUGCUAAUGCGAAAAUAUAAAAACAAGACGACCCCAGAGAGUCCAGAAAGCAGUAAAUCUGUAGAGGUUUCAACAAGGAUAGUCGAUGAAGAGUCACAGGUGCUUUUGGCUGCUGAAAAUGACACUGACCCAUCAGAGAGUGAACACGACGGAGACUCCAUACAAGAUCCCUGCAAGAUACAGAUAAUGGACUCUUCUUACUCUCAACAAGUGUAGAUGCAGUUCCCUCAGGCAAGGAGAGAACAGCCUUUUGAAUGCUGUUUCAACACUCCCAUCGUAACUAAUGUCCCACUUCAUUCACUGACAUUAUACAUAAGCUUAAGUAUACAUUUUGUUGUUGACUGUGAAGAACAUAUAAUAUUAAACAUGGGUAUUCCAUGUUCUGAGAAACAACUUUAUGUAAAACUUAAGUCUGUAUCUUGCAUAGCAUUCUUUAAAUUUCUGAAAUAUACUGUGAAUUCAGUCUAGACAGGUGACUUAUUUUUCAGAUGCAGACCGUGAACCUUUUCUACUAUGACUUUAUGACUUGAACCUGAAAACUUUGCACCACUGACCAAUAUUUUAGUUUAUUUUUUUUAAUUUAGGAUUAUAUAUUUACAGGCUUGUCCAUGGUCAGUGAAGUUACCGAUUCAGUGCCAUUUAAGGACCAAAACCAUAUCCAAUAAAUUCUAAAAUAACAAUAUAGCAUGUGCCAUUAUUGGUCUUUGUUUCAUGCCUAAAUACACAGUAUAGUCUCACUGUUGGUUUUAUGCAGGUUGACAGUACAAUUUUCAUUGGUGUUCUCUGCCGUAGAGAUCUGAAGUUAGCUCCAAGUGCCAAUUGUUUAAGUAAUAACAGGUUGAAAUGGGAGUCUUUACCUGAAUAUUAACAAACGAAAAGAAUACUUUGUGUUUCAGCUAUUGAAAGCCAAAGCACUGGAACACUUCUCAAAAGAUUUUGUACAUUCUUGUUCAUUUUCUAUUAAAUAACUGUAUUUUGUUGCAAUAAAAAAUAAUGAAUCUAUUUUUUUAACCUUUUCAUAAACUGAAAACAUCUGUUACAUUUUGUUGAUUGAGAGUAUUGAGUAAAUAAAGUUUAAAUUUACCUCCUUUACUGUAAAGCUCAAUAAUUUGAGUUUUCAUCACAGACACACCACAACAAACUAUCUAUUCAGCAUUACAGUGUUAAUGUUAUCUAUAGUGACCACAAUCAAAUUACAUUUUUGUGUACACAUGUAUUUUUAGAUUGCUGUUAUUGGAAACAUUAUGGAAAAUGCAUUUCGAACUGUUAUUUUGAUUUUAAAAAAAAAAAGUUAUGUAUAGUGGGGUUUUUUUUGUGUGUUAUUCCUCAAGUGCCAGUUCUUUAUGAUGGAUUACACUGAAACUGAAACUGAUAAUAAAAGUCAGCAUUGUGAAAUAA